Gracilinanus agilis (Agile Gracile Mouse Opossum) is the source of this 1188-nucleotide messenger RNA. Its product is annotated as collagen alpha-2(IV) chain-like. The coding region runs from base 1 to 1188 and encodes 395 amino acids. The record is from RefSeq and is a predicted model, not a curated record. NCBI's taxonomy places the organism in Eukaryota, Metazoa, Chordata, Mammalia, Didelphimorphia, Didelphidae. The transcript is spliced from 19 exons.
AUGGAGCCUUUCCAGGGGCUGGAGUCCAGCCAGAAAUCACAGGAAGGACAGAUUCCUCUCAGCUUUACUUACCAUUCUUUCUCCCUAGGUCUUGGAGCUGGAACCAAACCUCAGAAACCAGGAUAUGGAAAUGGGCUGGGAAAUGGGGGCUUCCCUGCCCUUGGAGCCCAGCCAGGAUUUGGAGCGGGAACCAAGCCUCAGAAAGCAGGAAAUGGAAAUGGACUAGAAGUUGGAGCCUUCCCAGGAGCUAGAGCUCAGCCAGGUCCUUGUAGUGGGGGCUCCAUUCCAGCUCUUCCUCCUAGGCCUCCCAAUGGAGUAGGGCCUGCAAAUGGGAGUCCCUCAGAAAAAGGAGGAUUGAGGGCUCAGAAUGGCUAUGGACCAGUUUCUCUCUCAGGCCUUGAAGAUGGAUUAAAGACUCAAAAAACAGGACUCGGAAAUGGACUUGGUGCUGGACCCUUUCCAGGGGCUAGGAUUCAGCCAGGCUAUGGUGGUAUGAAUGGCUAUGGAGCAGGAGGAGCCAAACCACAGAAAACAGGCUAUGGAAAUGGAUUGGGAACAGGAGCUUUCCCAGAAGCCGGGUUGCAGCCAGGGUUUGGAACCCCAAAUGGUUUGGGAGCAGGCCUGGGUGGUGUGAAGCCUCAUAAAGCAGUUUAUAGCAAUGGACUAGGAGCUGGAAUCUUUCCUGGGGCCAGAGCCCAGCACACAGGUUUCCCAGGGGCUGGAAGUUAUCCAGCCAAUGGCUACAGCAAUGGAUAUGGAGCUGGAGAAGCUGGAUACCCUAAACCUUCCCUUUAUGAAAAUGGUGGAGCUAGCUCCUUUGGUCCUCAAGGGGUCCCCUUUUUCCCUGGGGGUUCAGACUCUGGAGCCAAGGCUGUUAAACAUGACUAUGGAAAUGGGGUAGGCGCAGGUUCCUACCCUGCAGAUGGAAGCCCGCCAGCACAGCUGCUGCCACCGCUGCCCACUCGCCCCACCUUCCUGCGUCUUCUCGCUCCGCCGCCUGCCACCUGCCCGGCGCUUCCGCGCCUACCUCAGGAGCCCUUCCCCGUGGCCGCCCACCCCCAGGAGCACCAUCCACUGCCCGCUUUCCCUAGCUCCCCCACUCCGUCCCUGCCAUCGCCCCACUUUUUCGUGACCUCGCCCAGCUCCUGGCCCAGUGAGCGGGUUGCUUUACAGAAAAAUAGCCCCUGA